AUGUCAUCACCUAACCCUGGCAUUGACAUCCUCCCUGACCUGGUCAGUUUCGUUAGGUGCAACACUCCUGCGGCUGCUUUUGUUUCCUUUGAUCUCUCCCUGGCCCUCGACCGGCUUCUCAAGCCAGUCAGUUAUCGCAAAGUGCACUCAACACCUUGCCCAGACGCCAGCCACAGUUGGCAAGUCGUCAUGUCCAUUGUCAAGGUAACCCUUGUUGGGGCGACGGGCAGCCUUGGAGAACCUAUUCUUGACGCUCUGGUUAGUGAAGGCAGCUUUGAGAUCACCGUCCUACAGCGUGCCUCCUCCAAAUCCAAGCCCGGACACCUCGACAAGAUCCGCGUUGAGACUAUAUCCGACAGUCUCCCGAUAGACGAGCUCACAGAGAAGCUACGCGACCAAGAUGCAGUGGUCGUCUGCUACCGGGCGAAGGACACCUCAGAGCAGAUCAAGUUCGGCGAGGCAGCGGCAGCUGCCGGUGUGAAGAGGCUCAUCCCGGCCGACUUCGGAAGCUGCGACAGCAGCGGCAAGAGGGAGAGGGAGCUUGUCAAGCUCUUCGACCUUAAGAUGCAGAUCCGCGGGAGCCUGCAGAAGCUGGUCGAGCAGCACGAGGGUUUCAGCUGGACGAGCCUGGUCAACGGGCACUUCUUCGACUGGGGGCUGCGCGAGAGCUUCCUCCACUUCGACCUGGACACCAGGAAGGCGGAGAUCGUCGACGACGGGAACACGAAAAGCUCCCAGGCUACGCUGGCGCAGAUCGCCAGGGCGACGGUGAGGAUCCUGCAGCGGCCCGAGGAGACGAAGAACAGGAUGCUGUUCAUCCAGAGUUUCUGCGUCAGCCAGAACGAGGUCCUGCGGUCGUUGGAGAAGGCGAUGGGUGUCAAGUGGGAGGUCGAACACGUCGAUUCCGAGAAGUUCAUCCGCGAGAAGAAGGCUUUGGCGGAUCAGGGCAACAAAGAUGCCAUCGAGGAUUUGGUCUUCGUCUUAGGGGCAAUCAACGGGAACUGGGAGCAGAAGCCGGACUUUGCUAUGGACCUUCUCGGCCUGCAGAACGAGGAUCUGGAUACCAUCGUCCAGCAGGUAGUGUGCGAGAGGACUCCAAAUUAA
Diaporthe citri is the source of this 1104-nucleotide messenger RNA. RefSeq lists its product as uncharacterized. The record is from RefSeq and is a predicted model, not a curated record. The transcript is spliced from 2 exons. The coding region runs from base 1 to 1104 and encodes 367 amino acids. Gene Ontology annotation, molecular function: oxidoreductase activity. Lineage: Eukaryota; Fungi; Ascomycota; Sordariomycetes; Diaporthales; Diaporthaceae.